AGCAACAAUAGUCACUACACGCUUCACACACACACUCACCGGGUCAGUCUAGCGCCGAAGAAGACUGAGAUCAUCAUCAUAGAACAAACGAUGGCUAAAACGACGUCGUUGCUUCUCUCUGCACUGUUCCUCUUUGGAACUCUAGCUCUUAUCCAGGCAAAGAAGUCGAAGGAGGAUUUGAAGGAAGUGACUCACAAGGUUUACUUUGAUGUUGAGAUUGAUGGAAAGGCUGCAGGUCGUGUUGUAAUAGGUCUUUAUGGCAAGACAGUUCCAAAAACUGCAGAAAACUUCCGAGCUCUUUGCACAGGGGAAAAGGGGACCGGUAAAAAUGGAAAGCCUCUUCAUUACAAAGGCAGCUCAUUCCACAGGAUUAUCCCUAGCUUUAUGAUCCAAGGAGGUGACUUUACACACGGCAAUGGAAUGGGCGGAGAAUCAAUUUACGGAGAGAAGUUUGCAGAUGAGAACUUCAAGUUAAAGCAUACUGGACCCGGACUUUUAUCAAUGGCAAAUGCUGGUCCUGAUACCAAUGGUUCACAAUUUUUCAUUACAACUGUAACAACUAGCUGGUUGGAUGGAAGGCAUGUUGUUUUUGGAAAGGUACUUUCUGGAAUGGACGUUGUUUACAAGAUUGAAGCUGAAGGAAAUCAAAGUGGAACUCCCAAGAGCAAGGUUGUGAUUGCUGACAGUGGUGAACUACCUCUAUAAAUGCACCCUCUCAUAUCUCAACCAGAAUUUGUUGAAGAUGUUCAACUUUUCAUUUCCAUUCUACCUACAGGACUAUUUAUCUUUUAUAAGCAUGUACUAAUAGGUCAACUGUUGGUUACGUCUUUAUGAUAUUUUAGAUGCAAUUUCUCCUUAAUGAUAAAAGACACAAAAUGGCAUUUGUUAACAUGAAAUUUGUAGAAGGAAACCCAAGUGAACAUGGCAGUCGGGUACAUGCAGCAA
Cicer arietinum (chickpea) is the source of this 945-nucleotide messenger RNA. Its product is annotated as peptidyl-prolyl cis-trans isomerase CYP20-1. Gene Ontology annotation, molecular function: peptidyl-prolyl cis-trans isomerase activity; cyclosporin A binding. Gene Ontology annotation, cellular component: intracellular membrane-bounded organelle; cytoplasm. Gene Ontology annotation, biological process: protein peptidyl-prolyl isomerization; protein folding. Lineage: Eukaryota; Viridiplantae; Streptophyta; Magnoliopsida; Fabales; Fabaceae. The record is from RefSeq and is a predicted model, not a curated record.